Daldinia loculata is the source of this 2226-nucleotide messenger RNA. RefSeq names its product membrane transporter. The transcript has 2 exons. Bases 339 to 1937 code for a protein of 532 amino acids. Gene Ontology annotation, cellular component: membrane. Gene Ontology annotation, biological process: transmembrane transport. Lineage: Eukaryota; Fungi; Ascomycota; Sordariomycetes; Xylariales; Hypoxylaceae. Gene Ontology annotation, molecular function: transmembrane transporter activity. The record is from RefSeq and is a predicted model, not a curated record.
UUUUCCAUUGCUAGUGACGUGCUUUAUUCGGGAUGGGGUUGGCCAUUCAAGAUCGAGGGAAAACUUUGGACGCACGUCUUGAAUCUUGGUUUCCUCUUCGGUGAUCACGCAAUAUAGUCACAAUCCACCACUCACAACCGGUCAACUUCCCAGUCCCAAAUUCCACAGAUACUAUCUGCUUUCAUAAAUGCACUUAAAUACAACACUUCAUCAUGAAUACCAUGGCUGUAACUCUACUACCACGAAGUAAUCUUCCUGUAUUGGAGGCCGGGAGACAUCCUAAAUCCGAUCGCUGUUCUUGCGAUAUAUCCCACCCGAAGGACGACUAAGCCAUCAAAAUGGCUACUGAUAUAGAGUCAGCGGCCGCCACAGCCCCAGAAAUCCCCUCGGGCAACAAGGAUGCAUCAUCCUCAUCCUCUCAUGGUGGUCCUAUCGAUACCGAGAAGCUUGGAAGGAGUAGACCUUCAAUCUUUGCUAAUGGCUGGGUUGAAGCAGGAUUCUGUAUAUCCGUUCUCGGUUCGGUGAUGAUGGGGGAGUUCCUCAUCAGUGGAUUUAGCGUGUUGCUUCCCGUACUCAUCGAAGACACAGGUAUCGACCCUAGCCAGAGGACCUGGCCCAUCACCGUCUUCUCCCUCGUCACCGGCUCAUUGUUACUACCCUUUGGCCGGCUUGUCGAUAUGUUCGGCGGCUACCCUAUCUACCUCGGGGGGCUAUCAUGGCUAACCCUGUGGGCGAUGGUUGGAGGAUUUAGUCGUACCUUGCCGAUGGUUUUAGCGAGUCGGGCUCUCCAAGGAGUGGGAGCAGCUGCCUUCCUACCUGCUGGUACGACGUUGUUAGGAACCACUUACCGUCCCGGUCCACGAAAGAACACUAUAUUCAGCUUAUAUGGGGGUUGCGCGCCUUUGGGUUUCUUCUCUGGUAUCAUUGUUGCAGGUCUCACCGGCGAGUUCCUUUACUGGGGUUGGUUUUUUUGGAUUGCAUCUAUGCUACUGGCUUUCUUAUGCUUGAUGACCUUUUUCUGCGUUCCUCCCGAGUGGAAGCGUGGCGACUGGUCCUUGAUGGAUUGGUGGGGUUGUCUUACUAGUAUUUGCAGCUUGAGUCUACUUACAUACGCUAUCACCGAUGCUUCCCACGUUGAAGGCCGCUGGGCUUCCCCUCAGAUCAUUGUUACAUUUAUACUUGGGCUUAUAGCCCUUGCGGCUUUUAUCUAUGUGGAAGGAUGGGUUUCCGAUUAUCCUCUACUGCCUUUGGACCUAUUCUCUAUCAAGCACAUCGGACCAAUCUUCCUCGUCCUCUUCAUGGCGUGUGGCUGCUUUGGCAUAUACCUCUUCUACGCAAGUUUUUAUAUACAGACUGUCCUCGGAGUCCCACCGUUACUCGCCGCACUUUGGUUCUCUCCUAUGGCUGCCGGUGGAAUCAUCAUCGCUCUCAUAGGUGGGUUAACACUCCAUCGCUUCCCUGGAACUAUACUCCUCCUACUGGCCGGGACAGGUUUCGUAAUAUGUUCUCUCCUGUUCGCCCUUAUUCCCGAAAAUCCCAAUUAUUGGCGAUGGGUCUUCCCGGCAAUGGUGUGUACGACAAUAGGUAUUGAUAUUAGCUUCAACGUGAGCAGUAUCUUCAUUACUACCAAUGUCCCCAAACAUCAGCAAGGCUUAGCAGGAGCAUGCAUCAAUGGUUUGGUAUACCUAGGCAUUAGUUUCUUUCUCGGCUGGGCGGACUUUGCUGUCAUUAGUAGAUCGAGCGGCGGGCUUGGAGAGAGUUAUAAGGUGGCUUUCUGGUUCGCUGUCGGAUGUGGAGCUGGAGUCAUCUUGCUAGUCUUGGGCUUCAUCAGGAUUGGUAAAGCCAAAAGUGACUUUACAGUAGAUGAGAAAGCACAGCAAAGAGAAACAGGCCGCGAAAGUGAGCAGGCUAGGCAAGAGACGGGCAUUAUGACUUGAGAAGUUGAAGUCUACCUGGAUAUCUUGGAAUCACGACCGUGGGACAAUUAGAAACAAUGUAUAAUCUUGAAGUAUGUAAAAUAUUAAUCGCCUACGUUCGCAAUUUCGAGGGAGACACAGGUUCACAAGUGAGGGCCGAAGCGGCCCUCCAGACUUGGUUCGAAGAGACAUUUGCGAUGCGAGUCACCUCCAUUUUCAAGACCAGGUGUAGAAUUAACAGGUAGUUACCUAUUACUAGAUUUUACUAACUAAAUACUAUUGAAUCCUUAAACUAACAUAUAUCUAAAAC